AGGCGUACUGCGCCUGCGCGAAGAGCCGCGAGGUGAGGCGCGUGCGCUCUGCGCACCCUGGAAACCAAGCCCGACAGCUUGGGGCUGGGACGCCGGUGUCUGCGGGUGGUUGGAAUUGUGGCAACUUAGCAGAAGUGAAAGGGGCCCCGGCGGCGACAGGACAAGUUCAACAGCGGCUGGGGCAGUGAACGCGCGGCGGGCGGGAUGGGCCGGCGCCAGGCCCCGGAGCUGUACCGGGCCCCAUUCCCGUUGUACGCGCUCCGGGUGGACCCCAGCACGGGGCUGCUCAUCGUAGCUGGUGGAGGAGGCGCCGCCAAGACCGGCAUAAAAAAUGGAGUGCAUUUUCUGCAACUAGAGCAGAUUGAUGGGUGCCUGAGUGCCUCCUUGCUGCACUCCCAUGACACAGAGACACGGGCCACCAUGAACCUGGCACUGGCUGGUGAUAUCCUUGCAGCGGGGCAGGAUGCUCACUGUCAGCUCCUGCGCUUCAGGGCUCAUCGGCAGAAGGGCAACAAGGCAGAGAAGGCAGGUUCCAAGGAGCAGGGGCUUCGACCAAGAAAGGGGGCAGCCCCAGCAAAGAAAGGGGGAACUGAAACCCAGCGUGACGGGGUAGAGCUUAAAGUAGAAAAUCUGCAGGCGGUGCAGACAGACUUCGGCCUGCAGAAAGAUAUACUGCAAAAAGUUGUGUGCUUCAACCCUGAUAAUACCCUGAUUGCCACUGGAGGGACAGAUGGUCACAUUCGUGUCUGGAAGGUACCCACCCUAGUGAAAAUUCUGGAGUUCAAAGCCCAUGAAGAUGAGAUUGAAGACCUGGCUUUGGGGCCUGGUGGCAAGUUGGUAACUGUGGGCCGGGACCGUAAGGCCUUUGUGUGGCAGAAGGAUCAGCUAAUAACACAGCUGCACUGGCAAGAGAAUGGACCCACCUUUUCUAACACAUCUUACCGCUACCGGGCCUGCAGGUUUGGGCAGGUUCCAGACCAGCCCGCUGGGCUGCGACUCUUCACAGUGCAGAUCCCCCAUAAGCACCUGCAGCAGCACCCGCCUUGCUACCUCACAGCCUGGGAUGGUUCCACCUUCUUGCCCCUUCGGACUAAGUCCUGUGGCCAUGAAGUCAUCUCCUGCCUCAGUGUCAGGGAGCGUUCCUGUGUGGCUGCUGCUCUUGCUAUGUGUCGGGCUUAUCUUUGUGACCAUCCUGCUGCUCCAGAGUGCCUUUCCAGGUUUUCUUUAGCCUUCCUGCUGUCUGGGAAUCCGGCCUGGAUGCUGCCACCGUCUAGAGGGGAGUGGAGGCCUGGACUCCUAUUGCUCACUCCAUUUGGGCCCACAACUGAGGAUGCCUCUGAUGAUGGGCACUGCUUGCCCUUUUCAGUGAAAGCUUGGCUGUGGCCCUAUGUGACUGUGGGUCCUGGGAGUCCUACAUUCAUCACCUGCAGAUCCACCCAGGACAGUGGUGUUUUGAGUCCAGACUACACAACCUGCCUCCUCCUCUUUGCCCAGCAAAGGCUCCAAAGCUGAACAUGUCCUUCUCCAGAAACAUGAAGAUGCCCAAGGGUCUGGAGGCACUGCUGUCCUUCCUGCAGAAACAAUCAGUUUCUCUUCCUCUCCUCACAAUCUUCACAUGAAGCCCCUGGCUUUUGCUGGGCCAAGGACUGGCUUGGCACUUGCUGUGAGGUCAUAAAGGGGCCAAAAAGAAGACUCAGGUAGUAAUCUGUGGGUUCAGAUGGGUAGCACCAGGCCAGCCAGGCUGAAUAUGCAGUAAGUUCCUGGAUCACUAUCGCAGACUUGAGGAAAGGGAAAAUCAACCUCAGUCCAUUAAGCAGGAAGGGUUGAUAUUUAAUAAACAAGGGAAGACUGAACUGAGACCCCAAA
Chinchilla lanigera (long-tailed chinchilla) is the source of this 1866-nucleotide messenger RNA. It is a transcript of the gene Preb, whose product is annotated as prolactin regulatory element binding. Gene Ontology annotation, cellular component: endoplasmic reticulum membrane. The transcript is spliced from 7 exons. The record is from RefSeq and is a predicted model, not a curated record. Bases 205 to 1512 code for a protein of 435 amino acids. Gene Ontology annotation, biological process: protein secretion. NCBI's taxonomy places the organism in Eukaryota, Metazoa, Chordata, Mammalia, Rodentia, Chinchillidae. Gene Ontology annotation, molecular function: GTPase activator activity; protein binding; guanyl-nucleotide exchange factor activity.